UAUGGUCUUUGGGUACGUAUUCCGUGGACGGCCAACCACCCGGGACGUAACCACAGCCACGAUUCGAAUGCAGCAGCCAGCAGGCAGAGGUCGGUUUGGUCAGUGUUUUGCUAGGCCCCGAACAGGUUGAGCUGAACAGGUUGGGUUGAGUCGUCCUGGACGAACAGGAUCUGGGUUGGCAUGGCCUGUUCCCACAUCAAACCACAUCCCCAUAUAUUUACCUUGUCCAAGAGCCUAAACCGGCCUGCAUCUACCUCCACCCAGAUCCAGCUCCCAUGGCUCGAUCUGGCUCCUCCAGCUCCCAUGGCGCAUCGCCAAGCAGGCACCGUGUUGUGCACCCGACGCCACCGCCACUCCCGGCGGUGCUCUGCUACCGGUGCGAAGGCGGGACGGUCCGCACUUGGGUCGUCGAGGAUGAGGAGAGCAAACAUUUGGGAAAGAGAUUCUACAAGUGCCCUUGCUUCCAUGAAUCUAAGCCUGGAGCUUGUCGGUUCGAGUUCAUGUGGCACGAUGAUUACCGCCCCAUCCUGGAGCAGCUUGGCGUGAUUCAGCCAACAGCGAGCCAGAAUCGGCUCACAUGGAACGAAGCACCGACGAGGGAGCAUUCGUAUGCAACCCCCUGCUCCCGAUGGAAGCGAGAAACCAUGGAAGAAGGAGCCAAGCGGCCCCAACGGAUGAGGCCUGAUGCAUGCUGAAGGCACUGCUGAUUAUUAGCUUUGUUCAGCUAAUGAUGCUAGUAGCUAUCUAUUACAGGAACUGAUUCCAUGUAGCCAGUAAGCUAUGUUAGUUGUAGAUUUAAGGUUAGGUACCAUCUUUAUCAGGUACGUGUGGUUGAUUUUUGCUGACACAACUCGUCUUGCGGUGGCCGGGCAGCCCACAGUUCGAACAUUUGGCUUCUUUC
Messenger RNA from Lolium perenne, 901 nucleotides. NCBI's taxonomy places the organism in Eukaryota, Viridiplantae, Streptophyta, Magnoliopsida, Poales, Poaceae. The record is from RefSeq and is a predicted model, not a curated record.